UUCCAUGACAGUACAAUCAGCUGUGAAUGCUCCACUUUGGAGUGGAAGCAGGCAGAAGAUGGGAGGGGCACUCGUCUGCAUGCACACACACACACACACACACACACACACACUUGAUAGUGAGCUUGGGAUGCUGCCGUCUCCUCAGCAGCUGGAUGAGAGCUACUACUGGGAGUGUUCUGACUGUGGAUCACGCGUUGCCUCAGUGGCACCAGCAGCACUGAUUCAGCACUAAUGAUAUCAGCACUAAUGAUAUCAGCACAGGGACACAGGCACAAACGCAUGUGAUGGUGGACAUAGUGGACAGCCUUUAGGGGUUUGCCCCCAAACAUGGGGAACAGCGUCCAGAAGAGGAAGAAGGUGGAGACGGAUAAACCAAAAGGCUUCUGGCUGAUUGGACACUCUGACAAGCUGAAGACAGCUUGCACCAAGGCCAAUGACGAGCAGAAGAAGCUGUCGGUCCACUACUCGGCUUCACAACACUUCCAGGAGAACGUGUUCGUUGAGGGCAGCAGGCCCCAGUACUUGGAGGACCUCCACUCGGAGGCUCAGGAGGGCUUGAAGAUACAACAGAAGGAAGAACACGAGAUUGGAGGGAACUUUGCAGAAGAUGAAAGCAGUGCUUCGUCAGACACUGCACAACCAGAACAGGAUCUUAACUCUAAGAAUGUGGGGGGCUCACCGGAGUGGAAAUCCAACUCAGGGAUUACAGAUACCUCAAGAACAUGUGCUGUGCCGACUAGACCCGGGCUCACUCGCCAAGGUUCGACAUUCAAGCCUUUGUAUCCAGUGAAAAGGUUAGAUAAGAGCAAGAAGAGGAACAGGAGGACAACCAUCAUGGGUAUUCCCAACCAGGUUCAGAAAGAACUUGCAUUGCACAGAGGUUCCGCCUUCCAGCAGAUUGUUGCUACCAAUAACAACCACCAAUCAGGUGUUUUUAUCAUUCCAACUGCUGAAGAAGGGACUCCAGAAGGGACCAAUGAGGGAGCGAGGGUGCACCUUUCAGAGCUGGAGCAGGUAAAUCGUGAUAAGCAGCAAAUGAGGAAGCAUCUCCAGGAAGUGUACAAGGAUGAGGAUCCCUCACAACGUCGAGUAUUUGAAUCCCAAUGCUACCGCUCGUCUGUCCUCAGACCCAUGUCUGUUGCGGUUCCUGGCAUGACCACCUUCACUUCCUUUAAUCCGUCAAUGAGUAGCUUCCUCUUGGAGUCCCAGGGUCCAGUGAUGUCCAUAUCUCCCCAGGCUACUUAUCUAUCUACAAUCAUCCCAAAUGCGGUGUUGCCUGCCUCGAUUGAAGUGAUCGAGAUAGACCGCAGCAGCCAAACAAGAGGCGGUGGUGUCAACAACAGCAAAAGUAGCCUAGCAUCCUUAGACUCAUCGGUCAGUCCUUUGCUUUCUAGAAGAUCAGAUGGUUCUCCCAAAAACAAUUCUUACAACUCUACAACGGCGGUAUGUAACUCACAGGAAGUGGAUGUCAAAGAGCAGGAGAGUCCAAUGGAUUCGACAGGGGACCAAGAACUUACCAGCGUUCACCACUCAGUCGAUGUCAUUAGCGGAAACAGGGAAACAAACAAUGACCCACAGACUAAGAAUGAUACAAAGAUUAAACGCAGUUCCACUCGAAGUCUUUCCAUCAUCAAGACUAAGCAACCUCCAGCACCUCCACAAAGAUCCAACUCCCUUCAUUCCAAUAAGAUCAGAACCGAUACAAAGACUCAGGCGGAUAACAAAGACGCCACUGCUUCAAAAGAUCAAAUCAAAUCAGAAACCAACAAAAUCCCAAACCUUGUAUCAAAUAGUCCUUCAACCCCCCCAGAUACUUUGUCAGAAAUCAACCCAUCCUCCCCACAGAAGACUCCAUCAGAAAGUGAGAAAUUUGAACGUACCAUGUCACCUUCCAGUGGAUACUCCAGUCAGAGUGGCACCCCCACCCUGUCCCCCAAGGAGAUCACCCCAAACUCUCCAGAUACACUCAAGAAGAAACCAGUUAAACCCGAGAGAGCCACGUCCCGAGCUUCAUCCUCAGCUUCUCCUUCCUCGUCGCUUACCUCUUUAUCGUCUGGUACAUCAGAACACAUCAACUCGGAUGUUUCUGCCAAAGAACCCAGUCCGAAUUUGAGAAGCGAUGUCAGAGAGCUGUUAAAUGUCCCGCCACCUCCAAAAGUCAAAGCACCGUGUCCUCCUCCCCCUGAGACGUGGGCUCAGAACAGUCGAACCGUUGAGCUCCUGUGUGGUCCCAGUCCUAAAGUUAGCCGAGUAUUGAAGGAAUCAACACCGAUGCAGGAAAGCACGGUAAAACAUGAAGACAGUCUAACAAAAAGUGAAGAUCUACAGUUCUUUGAAUCAUCGGAAGGAAAUAGGGAAGUUGAGAAGAUCCUUCCUGGGGAUGCCCUUUUGGAUCAAAACUGUCCAGUUACAGAAGAAGAGACAAAUGUAGCCGAGGAACAAGAUGAAACAAUAGCAGAAGUACCAAGUCAAGAGAGUUGGAGUCCCACAGUGAAGGACUCUGGCAGUUCCACAGAGAUGGAACCACCACCUGCGAUGAAGACACCACAGACAGAUGAUGUGGUGUCGACAGAGUCUACACCAGAUACCUCAGUUGAUGAGACUGAGGUGGGCUCAAGUGAAUUCGCAGUGACUUCUAUAGAUUCUCAAGGGACUCAUGAGGUAUCACCACCACCUUCUCCUCCACCUGAUCAUCAGCCCACACCUCCUCUUUUGAGGAAGUCACCUCCCAUCUCCGUUGAUUUAGACAGAGCCCACACCAUGGAAUCUUCUUGGCCACCUCCUCCGCCUCCUUUAGAGGGAGAUGCCAUCUUUGAUGGGGGGGAUGAGCUGGACUUCCCUCUUCCGCCUCCGCCUGAUGUGGUGGACAGUGUUUCAGCAGUGAUGGAGAGGCCUAUGAUAGAGAUGGUUGCUCCAAUGGACGCACUGAUUCCGGCUGUGGAGGAAUCUGAGGAAUUGAUUCAGGACCCAAGUGAAGGAGCACCGUCUGAACCACCAAAUCUAGUCCUGCACCCGGUUGUAGUUUGUGACAAGAAAGAUGCAGACACUCGUUCAUCUUGCCUACCAUCUUCAUCCAUUACUCCGUCAUCUGCAUUAGCUUCUUCCAGCAGUUUCCUCAAGCGUCACUCUCUUGAUUUUGAAAUUCACUCAACUACUGAACCUUCCAUUACUACCCGACUGCCUUCUCCGGUUCCAUCCCCUUCACCAAUGGAGAACUUUACUGCUGGGGUUGCUUUCCGAAGACCACCCAGUACUGCACACAGAGACAACAGAAGCAAGGAGCUUCUCGCUCGCCACAAAAGUGCACCCAUUCCCAAAGAGGAUGCAAACAUACCACUUGUCACGCCCUCUUUACUUCAGAUGGUGCGGCUCAGAUCAGUCAGCACGACCGAGGAUAGUGAGGCAGCGCUCAUGGAGGACAAGUCAACAAACGAUGGAGUUGAAGACGUUUGCAGACUGCAAAGUACGCCACAAAAGCCCAUCCGUAAGUCAAUAAAAUCGCCCCCUCAAGCGGUGAAAACGUCUGCGACACCCAGCGCUCCUUCCAUGCGAUUACAAGAAGCCAUUCGUAUAAAAACCGCAGCCCUGUCAUCAAGAGAGGGUCUUCCAUGCCGGCUGGGGAUGAGAUCUUCGUAUCACUGUGCCAACGAACCAGGGAUUUUGUCCCUUCCAUCCUGUAAAACAUAUGACACGCAGAGGUUCCACCCUUCUACUGCUAGCUUCAUCUUCUCCAGGAGUACCAAAAGAGCUCCGGAAGACCAGUCACCGUUUUCUGACCAAACAAAUUGGAUGAGGUCUGACAGGGUUCCUCCGCCAGUCGCCAGGAAACCGCCUCACGGCAGCGUCCGUUUUUCACCGGAGCCCAACGUUGCCACUAGUGAUGCACAACAACAUUCCAAGGGAAUUGCACUACCAGAGACGACGACAAGAGUCACUGCAGACACCAUUGAAACACUGUUUUGAAAGCACUUUGUGGUAAAGUCGCCAAAAGAUGAGCCGCAGGAACAAACAAGAGCCUACAAGCAAGACUGCAAUCAAGGGCCGCCGUUUAAUGACACUCAAGAAUUCAAAAGCCUUAGCCUGUAAUGGCCUUCCAAAUGUAUUUAUGCAAAUCAGUAGCUCACACUUUCUUAUGAUAAGCUUUAUUCUGGAGUAUUUUUCUAAGCAUCUAUCCGACUAUACGCCCCUCAGGAUGAACUGGUGUACAUAUGGGCUGUAAAUAUUGUUUAAGGGUGCCCCCCGGAGGUAGGUAGCAGUCACGUCAGUGUUCCUGUACAGAGAUUUAGACGCAAAGGAUCUGCUAACACUAACAAAUGUCACUGCGUGGAGGUCCUUGUGUUUGGGUUUUCAUCGAAGACAAAGGGAAAGAAGAAGUUGUGUUAUUUAGUAGAGAAGCACUUUUGUAAAGGUACAGAUGAUCAACUAUGAAGAUGCUUUUAUCAUAUCACCAUCAUAUGUCUUCUGGGUGUAAUAAAAAGACACAAUUUGAGAUACAUUUAUGCAAAGCAAUUCUAUUUAUUUAUGUAUGAUGAUGAGUACUAGAUAGAACUGGACCACAGUCACAAGACAGACUUCUUCGAUCAAAUGUUUUUUUGUUGUUGUGUGAUCAUGAUAAUAAAUCCCCUUAGAUUGAUUGAUGUGUAAUGCAACUGAAUAGAAUAUAGAUUAUUUUAAAUACAGACCUACCUAGUAACCGUCAUCUACUGGCAAACGACAUGAGGUGUAUAGUGUGUUAAUGAGCAUGUACGUUCCCACCAUUAUUCAACGAGUCCAUGCUUUUUUUUUUCCCCCCUUCUAAAGCUCGCAUCAUUAAAAGGCUUUCGGCAUCCGUGUCCCAUCGUGCUCCAAGUAACCAUCCCGGAUGACUGUUGUUCCCAUGGCAACUUGUUGAUCAGUGUACUCUUGUAAUGUGGCUGACAGGUGAAGGUGAGUACCUAACUGAUGUUGCCUCCUUUCAGAGUCUUACACGUGAUCUGUCCCAGUUUGGUCAUCAGUGGUUUGUCUUUCCACUGAGCUGCACGCUCGUCUGAGACCUUCAGGUCCACCUAGGAAAGAAUAUAGUAACAUAAUUAAAACCGGAUUUUCCAGAUGCCAUACAAUCAGAAGCCAUACUUGUAGUUUCUCCCACACUUUCUUCUUUGGGUUGAGUCUGUCCUCCGGUUUGCCCGCCUCGUAUCCUUCCACAAAGACCCGCUCCCCCGGUGAUGAACCCUCAGGAGGGUCUAGUGGCUCCACUCUCCUGGGCUCUCCUUCGCUACAAAACGACAGCAAAAGGUGAGCGGGACAAUGACGCAAGAAGGCGACAAGCAGAAAGAAGCAUCACACACAUGGAGGCGCA
Molecule: messenger RNA, 5341 nt
Organism: Doryrhamphus excisus (bluestripe pipefish)
Lineage: Eukaryota; Metazoa; Chordata; Actinopteri; Syngnathiformes; Syngnathidae
Gene: nhsl3
Product: NHS like 3
Biological process (GO): cell differentiation
Source: RefSeq, a predicted model, not a curated record